This is a messenger RNA of Frieseomelitta varia, 3905 nucleotides long. RefSeq names its product zinc finger protein 460-like. NCBI's taxonomy places the organism in Eukaryota, Metazoa, Arthropoda, Insecta, Hymenoptera, Apidae. The coding region runs from base 183 to 3107 and encodes 974 amino acids. The record is from RefSeq and is a predicted model, not a curated record. The transcript is spliced from 6 exons. Gene Ontology annotation, biological process: regulation of transcription by RNA polymerase II. Gene Ontology annotation, cellular component: nucleus. Gene Ontology annotation, molecular function: zinc ion binding; DNA-binding transcription factor activity, RNA polymerase II-specific; RNA polymerase II cis-regulatory region sequence-specific DNA binding.
CCGAACACUGCCGAAGUUCUCCGAGCGAGUCGAGGAUAACCGAACAAGGCCGAAGUUAGGCGAGUUACAGUGAGCAAACGACGCGUACCGAAGAACGCGGGGUCUUCUCCGGCUUGGAUUGAAACAGCGUUCGCGUCUACGGGCGCGGUUUUGCGUCUCGAGCUGGCGUUGUAUACGAUAAAAUGUCCUCCCUCGACUAUCUGGACCUGUGUCGAUUAUGUCUUGUGAAGGAUCGUGUUUCGGUGCCGAUUUUCGAGGGUGAAGGUGAUGUACGACAAAUAUUUCUCAAGAUCGCAGCCUGCCUACCGGUCAAGGUUGCAAGAGAAGAUAAGUUACCCAAAAAAAUAUGCGAUGAUUGCGUGUAUAAAGUAGAAUUAUUUUAUCAGUUUUGGAAUACAACUGCAAACGCAGAGAAACAACUAUUACAAUGGCUGGGAGAAGUCAGUUUAGAAGACAAACAGGGUUAUGUUACCAAUGUUCUAAAUCCGAAUGUAAUGAAACAAGAACAGAAUUCAGAGAACAGGUUAGAUGGCAAUGUGAUGCAGCAAGUGAGCGAGCAUCAAAACAAUAUGGGGAUGGGUAUGAUGGAUAACAUGGGUUUGGGUAUUCCUAUGAUAAUAUCCAAUGCUAAUCAACAAAUCACCUCAGUUCCUAUGGACACAAACAGUAAUAAUGUACAAACUGUUCAGGCAGUGCCUGGUCCAAGUUCACAAAGCACACAUAAUCAAAUACCACAGAAUCAGACAACCUCUGCACAGCAAGAAGAUGAGGAUGAAAGUAGUGAAGAUGAUGAAAAUUCGGAUGAAGAUUGCGAUGGAGAUGAAGGCCUACCUGUGAAAGAAGAAAGUGAGGAAGAUCCCAGCAAUAGAACUAUAGAGCCUACAACUUUUGUAAAUGUUUCCCUGGCAUGUGAUGAAGCAGGUCCAUCAGGACUACAACAACAGAAAAUGUCAGACAUGCCUGAAAUACCAAUUCCACAGCCAACUGAUGGGGAUCCGAAAUCUGGGCAACGAUCUCGUGGCAGCAACAAAAUCGUCACCACGGAUCCUUCCGGCCGAUUCAUCGUCGGCAAAGACUCCAUGCCGAUGCAGUUGUUGCAGCACGCCGAUCCCGAUGGUAAACUGCACUAUUCGUUGGUGCCCGCUGCGUCGUUGGACGACAAGAAAACGCCGGGAUCCUCGAGAGAAAAUUCCGCGGGAAGUGGAAUCUCCGUGACGUGCGUGAAACUGGAGAACGAGGAGCAGCAGAGUAACGCGAACGCGCAACGAUCUCGCGGCAACAAGAUCCUCAUCCCGGAUCCUUCCGGCCGAUUCAUCGUCGGCAAAGACUCCGUGCCGAUGCAGUUGUGGCAGCACGUCGAUCCCGAUGGUAAACUGCACUAUUCGUUGGUGCCCGUUGCGUCGUCGGACGACAAGAAGAAAACGCCGGGAUCCUCGAGGGAAAAUUCCGAGGGAAGUGGAAAGUCCGUGAAAAUGUGCGUGAAAAUGGAGAACGAGGAGCAGCAGAGUAACGCGAGCGCGUACGUCGUCGACACUGUGGUUCACCUGUGCGAAAUGACCAUCGACUUUCACGCGUGCGACAAAUGCGGCAUGAAAUUCCCGGUGGAGAGCAUGUUAAACAGGCACAAAAUGUCACACAAUUUGAACUCGUGGCUUUGUAGAAAACGACUGAACUCCUCCGGGCUUCUUCUACUCCUUUCUUCUUCAAGAGGGAGACAGAUGAAGCAGGUACAGUCGCAGAAACCGACGCAGAAGAGAAAGUACGAUUGCACGUCCUGCGAGUUCAGUUGCAGUAGGAAGUCAACGUUGACCGUUCACGUUCGAAGGAAGCACAAGUCGUCGGCGGCGAAGGAAGAUUCGGAGAGCUCGUGCCUGAUUUGUAACAGAAACUGCGGCAGCCAGUCCAAUCUGACGAAGCACAUGGCGGAGCACAGAGGCAGAAAGACGACUCACUUUGCGUGCAACAGCUGCAGCUUCGCGUGCAGGAGAAGCAGCACUCUGGCUUCUCACGUGGCGAGGAACCAUCGGCAGUUUGCCAACGAGGAAAAGAUCUCGACGAAGAAGUGCAGGGCGACAAAGUGCAGCGACGUGCCUUCAGAAAGGGAAGAGGCAUCGAAGGAAGCUUCCUCGGAGGAGCAAGACAAAGACUCGGGUUUGGUCGUUCCGGGCACACCGUCCGUGCUCGAGUGCAAGAGCGGGCCUUCGAUGAGUACUCGCGCGAGCAAGAAACAGAGCAAGAAACCCGGUAACGAGGAACAGUGCGACCUGUGCGACUUCAGAUGCUCGAAGAAAAGCACUCUGUACUCGCACAAGCGGCAACACAGGAUCGUGGACGUCAGCGAGGUGUACUCGUGCAACGAGUGCACGUUCAAAACCAACAAGAAAUCAUCGCUGUACUCGCACAUAAAGCGGAAACACAAGGUACCAAAGUCUUGCGCGUCUGACGGCCAGCCGCAGUUGUUCUACUGCAGCCAGUGCGACUACAAGAACAAGAACAAGUACGAGCUGAAGGUGCACGUGGCCAGGAAGCACACGGACGAUUUUAAAUUCUCCUGCGAGACUUGCGGCAAGAAGUUCAAGGUGAAAGGCGAUCUAACGAAUCACAUACGCUUCAGCCACAAGGAGCAGCCGGUUAUCUGCGACGUUUGCGGCAAGACGUGCUUGAACAGCAACUCUUUGUACGUGCACCAGAAGUUCGCGCAUUACAAGGCCAAAUACGAGUGUCAAGUGUGCAAGAGGAGGAUGGUGACUCAGGAGAAUCUGAACGAGCACAUGAUCAGGCAGCACGAGAAGAGAGAGAACGUGGUCUGCGAGGAAUGCGGCAAGACGUUCUCCAGGAACAGUAGGUUAAAGGUGCACAUGAGGAUUCACACCGGCGACAAACCGUACACGUGCACAAUAUGCAACAAGUCGUUCGCGCGUAAAACAGCGUUGAAGCAACACCUAUUGAUUCACACCGGCAUGAGGCCUUACGUUUGCGACAUCUGCGGCAAGGCGUUCACGCAGAAGCCUGGAUUGAUCAGUCAUAGGAAAUCUCAUCCUGGAUCGCAUCCCCCGCUUCCAAGAGUGUUGAUCGACCAUAUAUUGAACGAUGUGAUGAACAACUGAGUUCGUUGACUGUAUAAACGAUUCGAGAUGGACGACUGUGUUUCAGUGCGGAGUCUGAAUCGAGAACAGUUGUACAGUGAACAGUCUCGUGCAAUUAACGAUCAUAAUUUUAUGAUUUAUGUUGUUACAGCAUAAGAAGAUUAAUCCUGUUGAUAUUUUAUUUUAUUUUUCACAAAGUGCAUUUUUUUUCUAUAUAUAUAUAUAUAUAUAGAUAUAGAUAUAGAUAUAUAGUAUUCGUCUGGAAAAAUGGUACAAAUUUUUACAUUCUAUUGAAGUUUAAAAUAAAAUUUUAACACACAUUAACAUCACUAACAUUUCUCUCAAAUUAAAGAUCUCGCCACUUGUACCAUUCUUCCUCGCAUAAAAGAUUCCUUUUUCGUAAAACUAUGAAAAUAAAUUGAAUGUGGAUUGUGAUAAAAACAUGGACUACAAGAAGAGAAACAAUGUGAGGGAACAUUACAUGUUACUUCUAACUAUUACGUGUAUGCGAUAACAUAUCACCUACGUUAUUUUUGCAGUUAUUAACAUUAUCAUAAUACGCGACAGAAAUUGAACAUGUUUCUAGAAAAAGAAUUUCUACAUUAUUAUAAUCAAACGAUUGUUUGAAUUCUCAUCGGAGUUCCAAUCAAUUUAACGUUAAAUUAUUUAUAAAGAAUAUUACUUUACUUUCGUUGAUACAUGUUAAUAUUACUGGACAAUUUGUUUGUAACACUUCGAGUGUACAUGCCUUGAAUAUUUGUAAAACACGUGCUACAAGAUUUUCUUUUUUACUGUAAUAUAUUCAGCAUUGAAUCGAAA